AUUACCCAGUGCAUGACUUUGGAGACCUGAGCUUCCAGUAUCUGGAGAAGGACGAGCCCUACAUGCACGUCCCCUUCCCUCGCACUGUGGGCAGAGCUAACAAACUGCUGUCAGGGGCCGUCAGCAACGCUGUGGGAGCUGGACACACUACCAUCCUGCUGGGAGGAGACCACAGCCUGGCCAUUGGUUCAGUGGAAGGCCACGCCCGGCAGUGUCCUGACCUGUGUCUGGUCUGGGUCGACGCCCACGCUGACAUAAACACGCCCCUCACCUCGCCCUCAGGGAACCUCCACGGACAGUCGGUUGCCUUUAUGCUGAAAGAGCUGCAGAACAAGAUGCCAGAGCUGCCAGGGUUCAGCUGGGUGAAGCCCUUCCUGUCGGCUAAGGACCUGGUCUACAUUGGCCUGAGAGACGUCGAUCCUGGAGAGUACGACACCCUGAAGGACUUGGGUGUCCAGUACUUCACAAUGAGAGACAUCGACAGGCUCGGCAUCCAGAGAGUCAUGGAAGUCACUUUCGACCACCUCUUGUCAAGGAAGCAGCGGCCGAUCCAUCUGAGUUUUGACAUUGAUGCGAUGGACCCAUCUUUGGCCCCGGCCACAGGAACACCAGUAAACGGAGGUCUGACCUACAGAGAAGGAAUCUGGAUCACAGAGGAGAUCCACAACACAGGGUUGUUGUCGGUGAUGGACCUUGUUGAGGUCAACCCAGCCCUGGGGGCGAGUCGUGAGGCGGUGGCGAGCACCGCUUCCAUGGCGGUGGAUGUCAUCGCAUCAUCCCUGGGCCAGACCCGCGAGGGAGGUCCCAUCACCCAGGAGUCGCAAACACUCAAAGACGACACGGAACAGCUUCGACUCUAGAACCACAUUCUAGAACCACAUUCUAGAACUCAAAAGACUUUCAACAUAUAACCACUUGGCAUUCCUGAAUAAAAAAGACUUUACAUACAGAACAGAUGCACUGAAACUGUAGUUGAAUUGUUUCAAAGAAUUUAGUUGCAUCUUCUGUGUGUGUGUGUGUGUGUGUGUAUAUAAGAUAGAUAUAUAUAUCUCUCUGUAUGGCAACCUGUUCAACAGUCAGUCAAACAAUCAUGACUGAACUUGCAAAGCCUUGUUCAAGGAUUACAUCUCUAAUUUACUAAGAUGGCGUGUAAAGCUUUAGCCUGGGCCCAGAUCUGUGUUUUCAUGUCAACUGUUUGCCAUGACAAGACUGGCAAAAUAGUAGUACAAAUAGACUGGUAACCCAGGCUAUUAAAAGCCCACAUCUCAAAUUUAAACUGAUGUGAUCAACAGCUGGUCGCUAUGGCCUUGACAGGACAGUCUCCCGAGCUCCACUAUUUAAAUGUUGACUGUAUUCGAUGUGAUCAGUGGUGCGCCCCACAGGCGGCGACCAGUGGUGCGCCCCACAGGCGGCGACCAGUGGUGCGUCCCACAGGCGGCGACCAGUGGUGCGCCCCACAGGCGGCGACCAGUGGUGCGCCCCACAGGCGGCGACCAGUGGUGCGCCCCACAGGCGAUCACUAAAACGCAGUAUUGCUCAUGACUGGAUCCUGAGUCUCUGCAAUAUAACAGGGUUGUAACGAAAUGAAAAUACUAAUGUGACCAUAGUGUGGUUUGGAAACACAAAUACCUCAGCUCAUUAUGUGCCUCAGCUCGUUAUGUGCCGCAGCUCGUUAUGUGCCUCAGCUCGUUAUGUGCCGCAGCUCGUUAUGUGCCGCAGCUCGUUAUGUGCCGCAGCUCGUUAUGUGCCACAGCUCGUUAUGUGCCACAGCUCGUUAUGUGCCUCAGCUCGUUAUGUGCCUCAGCUCGUUAUGUGCCACAGCUCGUUAUGUGCCUCAGCUCGAGCGAGUGUCUGUGCCAGUUGAGUUGUCGUAGUGAUGCGUUUGUACUCUAGGAGCAGAUGUGGGGUUUGACGUAAUUUGUUUUCGUCGAGAAUGAUUGUGUUUUGUAGUAGUUAAUAAUGACUUAUGAAUCCAUGUCGGUGUUAUUUUAGUCCGUAUUAAAUGACCAGUUAAUUUUUAAUAAGUUAAAAUUAGUGUAUGUAAUGGCUGUAUGGUAAAUGCUGAGUGAAAUAACUAAUUUUAUUUACUAAAUAUAACAAAUGCCUUUUUUUGACGUGCCCACUGAAUGACUGUCUUUUUAAAAGUAAAUAAUUAGUCUUCCACAAUGAAA
Oncorhynchus masou masou (cherry salmon) is the source of this 2171-nucleotide messenger RNA. RefSeq names its product arginase-2, mitochondrial-like. The annotation marks the transcript as partial. Gene Ontology annotation, cellular component: mitochondrion; cytoplasm. The record is from RefSeq and is a predicted model, not a curated record. Gene Ontology annotation, molecular function: manganese ion binding; arginase activity. The transcript is spliced from 6 exons. Lineage: Eukaryota; Metazoa; Chordata; Actinopteri; Salmoniformes; Salmonidae.